CGCCGCCGCCCGCUUGUCCGCCUCCCUGCGCCAUGGCAGGCUGCGCGGCGCGGGCUCCGCCGGGCUCCGAGGCGCGCCUCAGCCUCGCCACCUUCCUGCUGGGCGCCUCGGUGCUCGCGCUGCCGCUGCUCACGCGCGCCGGCCUGCAGGGCCGCACCGGGCUGGCGCUCUACGUGGCCGGGCUCAACGCGCUGCUGCUGCUGCUCUACCGGCCGCCGCGCUACCAGAUAGCCAUCCGAGCCUGUUUCCUUGGCUUUGUGUUUGGCUGUGGAGUGCUGCUAAGUUUUAGCCAGUCUUCCUGGAAUCACUUUGGCUGGUAUAUGUGCUCCCUGUCAUUGUUCCACUAUUCUGAAUAUUUAGUCACAGCAGUCAAUAACCCCAAGAGCCUGUCCUUGGAUUCCUUUCUCCUGAAUCACAGUCUGGAGUACACAGUUGCGGCUCUUUCUUCUUGGAUAGAGUUCACACUUGAGAAUAUUUUCUGGCCAGAACUGAAGCAGAUCACCUGGAUCAGCGCCACGGGGCUGCUGAUGGUGGUGUUUGGAGAGUGUCUGAGGAAAGCGGCAAUGUUUACAGCUGGUUCCAAUUUCAACCACGUGGUGCAGAAUGAAAAGUCAGAAACCCACACUCUAGUGACCAGCGGGGUAUACGCUUGGUUCCGGCAUCCGUCCUACGUCGGGUGGUUUUACUGGAGUAUUGGAACCCAGGUGAUGCUGUGUAACCCCAUCUGCGGGGUGAGCUACGCUCUGACAGUGUGGCGGUUCUUCCGCGACCGGACAGAGGAGGAAGAAAUCUCGCUGAUCCACUUUUUCGGAGAGGAGUACCUGGAGUAUAAGAAGCGGGUGCCCACGGGCCUGCCUUUCAUAAAAGGGGUCAAGGUGGAGCUAUGACAGGCCCAGGGUGGCCCAGGCCAGGCUGGGGGGCCUCCCGCUCCUUGCAGCCUGGGGACAGAACUGCCUCCUGUCGACCACUCUGCAGAAUGGAUUUUCUUAAUCAUUUUCUAUGUCACCAAUUACUCUUCCGGAAUAUCACUCAAAAUCAAAUGGUCAGAAGGCCUUAGGACCAAAGGAACCCCCACCCCCAGCCCCCUACUCCCCACCGCCCUGGAGCAGCCUGCUCUUGGGCUGAAUCAAGGUAGGACGUAGAUUAAAGGUGGACAAGAAGCAAAUAACAGCAAUACCCAGCAGCGCCCCCCAGACGUGCCUGGGGAGUGCCUAGGCCACACUUCAGCCCCUCACGAGGCCAGGGGUGUUGAGUUAUAAUCAAGACUCCUGGGGAGAGAGGUGAGCUCCCCCCUCACGUGAGUGAGGCGCCUGCCGCAGGAAGGGGCGCACGGGCAUCAGUGCUUAUUAGUGUUAGAGACACGUUCAGAAUCCUCACUUUAACCGAAAAACAGAAACAGCACAGCUUUAACCUCCUUAUUUCCGUCCUUACAUGCGUGAGCUUCUCUACAAUUUAAGAUGCUUCCUUUGGUUCCUCACAUAUCUCAUCCUAUUUACUUAUAUAUUUUUUAAAAAUAGCAGUAUAAACUCAAAGAGGACUUAACACGGUGUAUGAGCCUCACACUUUAUUCGGCAGAAAGGCAGCAUGGAUGCCCCCAAUGACCUGGCUGAGGCUUCAGGUUACCAAGGCUCUCUGCGCCAGGGAGAUGGUGGGCCCCUGUGGAUUUCUGAGGGGCCUGGCACCUGCUCUCCUUCCAAAAGGGCCUGGCGUUAGCAGUGACAGGCGUGUCAAAGAUGUGUCAUUCGUCCUUUAUCCAAGAAAUGCUUCCUGGACACCUGCUCUGUGCAAGGCAUUGUUAAACAUUGAGAAAUACUGCUCUCCGUUUAUUUGGGAUUUAUUCUUAUUUUACCAUAGCUUAUAUUUUUGUGUUUUGACUUAAAUGUAUUAACCAUUGAUUCCUAUGGUCUGUUCUCAAACUUCUAUCAUCCCUAAUGCCAUUUCAGACUGUCUUUUUCGAAGGGGUUUGAGCAUAAGCAACUAUAAAAUUCCAGCAAGUCGACUCAUGAAAAAAAUAGAGCUGAGAUUUAGUCACUGCUUUUUUUUUUUUUUAUGUUUUUUUCUUCCCAUUUAUUUUUAUUAGUUGGAGGCUAAUUACUUUACAACUACUUUUGUUUUUCAAGUUUGGGGAGAGUGGUUGGCUCUACGAGUCCGAGCUCUGAGGCGCUAGUUGAAUUCUGGAUUAGAGAGAGGAACUUGGUCUCAGUGUGACUCUGUCCAUGAAGCCCUGCGGUGGCGCCUGGGAGCGUGGAUCGAAGGCAGCGUCGGCGCCUGACUGGAGCGCUGCUGCACCACGCCACCUGGCUUUCAAGGAGUCACUAAACCCUGCUGUGCCUAGACCUCCCCAUCUGUAGAAUGGGUCCAUACCACCUACCUCACAGGGGUGUUGUGAAGACUUAGAAGAACGAUGUCAAAUGUUUUUAACACUUUGGUGAGAGAGAUGACAAACAAAACCAGUACCGUGUGAGUUACACAAAACUGGACAUUGGAUUCACUGUACCAGAUACCGGAAAAGUGUGUUCAGAAAAGCAUCUUACCAACUCAAAAUGCUAUUUAUUUCUAGAUUUCCUGGCCGAAUUAGUUUUUUUGAUGAUUAUAUAUACCAAAGAGGUGUACGGGUUCGUCGGCGAGGGGUGUGACGCUCCAGCCUUGGCCUCCUGAGGUCUUGCCUGCCGACAGCCCAGGCGGCAGCCUCAAGGCGGGAGGUCCCUCUGGCGGGAACGCUGCCUGGUGGGACGUCAGAUGCACUUAGUGUGUGUGAGGAUUGAAUCAGUCCUAAACUUGUUCCCCAGGCCACGCUCAGCAAAAUCAACCCACUUAGUAGGACUGCAGGAUGGAGGCGAGUGUGGCUGCAGCUUUGGCAGCCACCCCUACUCUCCAAGGCAAAGUUCUUGCUGUGGCUAGCCGGAUAGGACCCAGCUUUCCUCAACACUGGGGACCUUGAGGCUGUCUUUAGCACACGGAGAGCCGCUAAUAACGCCUGGCUUUGUGGACCGUAAGACUGAAGGCGUUGGCCUCUGACAGCCUGUCCCUCCUCCACCUGCCUGCCAGGCGGGGGGCUCAGGAGGCCGGCCCUGGUGUCCCAGGGAGAUGCUGUCACACCACCCACCCGGGCUUGACCACCCGGGCUUGACAGGACGUUCUGCCCUGCUUUGUCCCCUAGGGCGGAAAUCAGCAAUUACUUAGGGAUCAGAGAUGAACCGCUUUGGGACAGGCUUUGGCAAGCGAUCGACGUUCAUCUAGCACUGAGAUCUUCAGGUUAUUUUUAACUUCAUAAAUUUAGCAGUGCCAGCGUGCAGGGAGGAGAAUCAGGUUAAUGAGGUACAGGCUUUUUGGGUAUUCCCGAAAGCUUUUCUUUGGGUAAGGGCCAUAUUGCCAGUUCCCUCCAAUUAAAUAAACCGUCAGGAGACUUCUUUUUCCAUCCCAGGUUUCAAAGUGGAGACUCUGAAAUGGAAGAGAGGUGCCGCAUAGAACAAAGUUGUUUGGAAGCAGUGUAAAACAAAACACUUCAUGAGAGUUUGCAGGCUGGGGCCAAGAAUGCUGGUUUAUGGAAAAGAAGUUGUGGGGCGAACCUGACAGAAGGCAGCAUACCCCACCACCUUUUCAUGGUCAUGAGCCGUUUUGUACACCUAAAAAGUAAACUCUAUUAAUCCCUUUAACUAUCUAACUCUGGUUGGUCAUCAUGAUGGGGAAACGUCCCUGAACCCAGGGGUUGCGUUAAUAGUAGGGUCUCCUUUUGGUAGCAGCCCCUCGGUGAUGGGAAUGGUGACUCCCUGGCCCUUCUCUGCACUUUCUUAACUGCCUUAGAUAGUUGUGCUCUCUCUCUGCUCCGCGUUUUGCUUCUGUAGCAACUUAGCAAGGCCGGGCCACCCCCAGCCUGUCUGGCUGGUGGGGUGGGGGUGGGGGGAGACUUGCUGUCAGUCUAUGCCCUCCUGGGCUCGCUCCUGUGGGUCUGUCCCAUAGCUAAGCUAGGAGAGUAACCUUACAGAGUAAUUGCUCUUCUUUUUACAUGCAGAAAUGUUUAUUUAAAUAUUGGAUUUUCUUUCACAGAUACUGAUGGUUUCCAAUUCUUAAAUAAAACUACUUGAUUUCGCUAUGAA
Messenger RNA from Dama dama (fallow deer), 4097 nucleotides. RefSeq names its product isoprenylcysteine carboxyl methyltransferase (gene ICMT). The transcript is spliced from 5 exons. Gene Ontology annotation, cellular component: membrane; endoplasmic reticulum. Gene Ontology annotation, molecular function: protein C-terminal S-isoprenylcysteine carboxyl O-methyltransferase activity. Lineage: Eukaryota; Metazoa; Chordata; Mammalia; Artiodactyla; Cervidae. Gene Ontology annotation, biological process: C-terminal protein methylation. The coding region runs from base 33 to 887 and encodes 284 amino acids. The record is from RefSeq and is a predicted model, not a curated record.